AUGGCAUUAUUUUAUCUCAUGCGAAUCAAGCCUAAAAUAGCAACACUUGAAGUAAAAGACACAACCAAAACCAAUAACAAAAGUGAUCCAGCUACUUGUGGUCAUCGGAUGUUUCUUGCAUCAAUUAUAAUAGCAUCCAAAUAUCUUCAAGAUUGCAAUCAUGCCAAUAGUGCAUGGUCAAAGAUAUGUGGCUUACCUGUGAAAGAUAUUAAUGCAAUUGAGAGACGCUUUCUUAUUCUUAUUGAUUAUAAUCUUUUUAUAAAGAAUAAUAUUUUUCAGAAUUGGUCCAAUUGCUUGAGAUCAAGUAUCUAUUCUUUUUCUAGAUCAGAAAUAAAGAAAAACGAAGUUUUUAGUAAAGACGAAGAUCAGAGAGCUAUUGCAUAA
Messenger RNA from Racocetra persica, 384 nucleotides. NCBI's taxonomy places the organism in Eukaryota, Fungi, Glomeromycota, Glomeromycetes, Diversisporales, Gigasporaceae. The record is from the annotation of a GenBank genome assembly.